Messenger RNA from Zea mays, 2334 nucleotides. Its product is annotated as armadillo repeat only 1. The coding region runs from base 84 to 1973 and encodes 629 amino acids. Gene Ontology annotation, biological process: cell surface receptor signaling pathway. Gene Ontology annotation, molecular function: protein binding. NCBI's taxonomy places the organism in Eukaryota, Viridiplantae, Streptophyta, Magnoliopsida, Poales, Poaceae. The record is from RefSeq and is a predicted model, not a curated record. The transcript has a single exon.
CUCCUCCUCGUUCUUCCUUGCACGCGGCAUUGAUCAACCGACGAAUCCCUUCCACUGAGCGAGAACGGCAGGGGCACGCGCGGAUGGACGACCUGAAGGCGAGCCUGGCGCGGCCAAUCCAGCUCGCAGAGCAGGUGAUCAAGUGGGCGGACGAGGCGCAGACGUGCCGGCAGGAGUGCCAGGAUCUCAAGGCCAGGCUGGAGCGCCUCUCCACCCUGCUCCGGCAGGCGGCGCGCGCCGACCUCUACGAACGCCCCGCGCGCCGCAUCCUCGAGGACACGGACAAGGCGCUCGACAAGGCCGCCGCGCUGCUCGAGCGCUGCUGCGGCCACGGUUUCGUCCGCCGCGUGUUCACCAUCAUCCCCGCGGGGUCGUUCAAGAGAGCGUCCUACCUGCUCGACAACUCCCUCGGGGAUCUCUCCUGGAUCCUCCGCGUCUCCAACUACGCCGCCUCCGACGAGGACGACGAGGACGACCACAUCGGCCUGCCCCCCAUCGCGCAGAACGAGCCCAUCCUCUUUCUCAUCUGGGAGCAGAUCGCCGUGCUGCAGUACGGCGGGCUCGAGGCCCGCGCGGACGCCGCCGCCAGCGUCGUCUCCCUCGCGCGCGACAACGACCGAUACGGCAGGCUCAUCAUCGAGGAGGACGGCGUCCCGCCGCUUCUGCGGCUCAUCAAGGAGGGCCGCGCCGACGCGCAGGAGAGCGCCGCGCUCGCCAUCGGCCUCCUCGGCCGCGACCCCGAGUGCGUCGACCUCAUGAUCCUUGCCGGGGUCUGCACCUCCUUCGUCAACAUCCUCAAGGACGCGCCCAUGAAGGUGCAGGGAAUGGUGGCGUGGGCGGUCUCCGAGCUCGCCGCCAACCAUCCCAAAUGCCAGGACGCCUUCCUCCAGCACAACGUCAUCCGCCUCCUCGUCUCCCACCUCGCCUUCGAGACGGUGCAGGAGCACUCCAAGUACGCCGUCGCCUCCAAGAUGUCCAUCCACUCCGUGGUCAUGGAUAGGAAGAGCAACGACAGCUCACAGGACCCCUCGGGCAGCGGGGAGCGAGACGCCACCGCCGUGGCGGCGGGGAAACCAACCUUUGGCGGUGGCGGGAUAGACGCCAGUAGUUCGAGCGCGGCGGCUCCCGGUCCCAGCGCCAGACCCGUUGGCAUGGCCGGGACGAGGCUACACAGCGCGUCCAUUUCCGCCACGAGCAUGCGGGGGAGGGAGUACGAGGACCCGGAGACCAAAGCCUACCUGAAAGCCCACGCCGCCCGGGCGCUGGGCACGCUGGCCACGGGCAACCCCGCCAUCUGCAAGAACAUCACGGAGUCGAGGGCGCUGCUCUGCUUCUCGAUCCUCCUCGAGAAGGCCACGGGCGACGUGCAGUACAACUCCGCGAUGGCGCUCGUGGAGAUAUGCCGCGUCGCGGAGCAGAACGCCGAGCUCCGGCGGUCGGCGUUCAAGCCGACCUCCCCCUCGGCGCGCGCCGUGGUGGACCAGCUCCUCCGCGUCGUGGAGAAGGCCGACUACGACGACCUCCUCAUCCCCUGCAUCACGUGCCUGGGGUGCCUGUCGAGGACGUUCCGGGCGACGGAGACCAGGGUCAUCGGGCCGCUCGUCAGGCUCCUCGACGAGCGGGAGGCCGACGUGAGCCUGGAGGCCGCGGCCGCGCUGGCCAAGUUCGCGUGCAUGGACAACUACCUGCACGUGGACCACUGCAAUUCGAUCAUCGACCACGGCGGCGCCAAGCACCUGGUGCAGCUCGUCUACUUCGGCGAGCAGGUGGUCCAGACCGCGGCGGUCCUCCUCAUCUGCCACCUCGCGCACAACGUCCCCCACAGCGAGGAACUCGCUCAGGCCGAGGUUUUGACGGUGCUCGACUGGGCGUGGAAGCAGGGCUACAUGUCACAGGAUCCGGUGAUCGAGAGCUUGCUGCCCGAGGCAAAGAUUAGGAUGGAGCUCUACCAGUCCAGAGCUUACUACUAUUGAUCUGUAUCGAACACCUGCUGUUAACUAGGGGGGAAAACAAAAACAGAAGGAUGACUGCCGCUUCACCUUCACCUCAACUGACUACUGUAUAUAGAUUCAGGUAACUUUAUUCAUAGCUAGUCUGGUUAACGUUGUUAUAUUUAGAGAAAGAUAGAGAGAAAACCAUAGGCAGUUUUUUUAAAGCAAUCCAUAUGGUUUUCAUGUUUCGUUGGGACAUAGGUUCUUGAUACUGGAGGAGAUGGUAAAGUGUUGUUUUGAGGCUAUCAGAAAGUUACCGUUUGUUUUAUAUAGGUUAUGUAUCCCAUUUGGUGGUGAACAAUGUGAUAUAACCCUUGUUAUGGGAGAUAAUUAGCCCAUGACA